CAACCCCCUCGUACGAUGGGAUCGGAGGAGCAGCAGCAGCAGCAGCAUCAGGCAGAUGUUCCCCGGUCCCUGUGCCGGCCUCUAUCCCCGCCCUGGGAAGCGGCCGGUCCCGCCCACCCCGCUGGGAGCCGCCUGGGGGUCGGAUCAUGUGGAAGGUCCCGGGUCAGUAUUGCUGAGUGCGGCGCUCAGUAUCCCCCCUGCCUCCGGCUGCCAGUCACCAUGCGGGACCGGGCGCUCCAUCUGCUGCUCCACCUGCACUGCCUGCUGGCCUGCACCGCCGCCCUCUCCCGGCUGGACCUUUUCCCCUACGGGGAGCGCUCGGGGGACCGGCUGCUGCCGGACGGGGACGACGAGACCUCGGAGCUGGUGAGGCUGGCACAGCCGCUGCUCUUCUACGAGGCUGAGCUGACGGGACUCUAUGUAGGGACCAAUGGCAUUAUCUCGCCCCAGUACUUUCCCCGGGAAACGCAGUACGUGGACGACGGUUUCCCCACCGAUUUCCCUGCGAUCGCCCCAUUCCUAUCGGAUAUAGACACAAGUAAUGGGCGAGGGAAGAUUUACUACCGGCAGGAUAGCUCUCCGGAGAUUCUCAGCGCUGCAGCCAGGCAAAUCCAGAGAGGUUUCCCACAAGCUGCAUUCUCUCCGACCAACGUCUUCCUGGUGACGUGGGACAAUGUGGGGGCAUAUGAAGAAGUGACGCGGCACGCAGAUCCUUCCAAUAGGGUUAACACAUUCCAGGCCGUGCUAGCGUACGACGAGUCUGACUCCUACGCUAUAUUUCUGUAUCCCGAGCACGGACUCCAGUUUUUAGGAACAAGGCCCAAAGAAUCGUACAACGUACACAUUGACCUCCCGGCCAGAGUGGGAUUCAGUAGGGGCGAAUCGGAGUCCUUGAAAAGGGAAGCUCCUUAUUACAGCGUCGUAAGCGGUGAACAGUCCUUAAAGAACCUUUAUCAAAAAAGCAAUAUUGGCACCCCAGGAGUUUGGGUCUUCCACAUUGGCAGCAUCACAGAAAUUGAUAAUAUAAUACCAGCUAAAGUGUUGAGCCCACAUGCCCAGGAGCGGUACGUACCAUUGAUAAACUCCCAUAAUGAUUUCCCUGAACACCAAGAACUGGAAAACCAUGGGACGAACAACUAUGAGGACAACUAUGAUGAUGAGGAAGAGGUGGACUACCCUACAAAUCCAACCACAGAGCUGCCUACAACAGAUGUCGCCAGAGUUAAUGUUGAUGGAUCUCGUAGCUACUUAGACAUUGAUGAUCACACUACCUCGGAUUCAGACUUGGAGGGGGAACAGGAGUCAUUGCCUCACAAUCCAUCUAACAAUCCUUUGCCGCCAACUUGGGAUCAACCCAGCUGGACUCUGUAUGGCAGAGAUGGCAUCGUAAAUGAACCUGAGAUUCGGCCGUCGGUCAGUAGAAAUCUUGGCAAUGAACCGUCUUAUGAGACCAGAGAAGAACCAUCUGAGGCGGUGAAUGAAGAUUUCUCUAAUGUUACACCAAAUCCAGAAGAUAGGCAAAAUCCAGAUGUCUAUAGGAGUCGCAAUUAUGGCUAUGAUGACCAUGGUGGCUUUGAUACGGAUGUGCUCACCUUUAACCCUGUGAAUAGAGAGACUUGUGAGAGGAAACCAGGUCACUGUUCCCAGAAUGCUUUUUGCACGGACUAUUCUACCGGAUUCUGCUGUCACUGCCAGGAUAAUUUCUAUGGGAAUGGCAUACACUGUCUGCCAAAAGGAGCCCCACACCGCGUCAAUGGCAAAGUGAGCGGGAGUCUGCUGGUGGGGCAAACCCCCGUCCGCUUCGAUGGCAUCGACUUGCAUGCCUACAUUGUGGUGAAUGACGGGAGAGCUUACACUGCCAUCAGCCAGGUUCCGGAGCCCGCGUCCUGGUCGCUGACGCCGCUGACUGCCAUUGGAGGACUGUUUGGUUGGCUGUUCGCUCUGGAGAAACCAGGACAUCAGAAUGGUUUCAGCGUUACCGGUGCAAAGUUUAUCCACAACAUUGAAGCCAUAUUUUCCCCGGGCGAUGAAGCAAUUCACAUUACACAGACGGCAGAUGGGUUUGAUUCAGAUAAUUAUAUCCAUUUACGGACGACCAUUAAAGGGAAAAUUCCAUACAUCCCGGAGACCUCAACCAUCCAGAUCUCUCCGUACUAUGAAAUCUACCAGUAUUCUGGAUCAGUUGUGACGUCCACGACGAACAGGGAAUACACAGUCACCUCAGAGGAUAACGUGGUCCAGAGGUUCUCGUACCGGCUGAAGCAGAAUAUCACAUUCCAGGACUGCAGCCACGGUCAGAGGUUCCCGCCCAACGCGCAGAAGCUGUCCGUGGAUCGGGUGUUUGCUCUGUACAAUAAGGAUGAGAAGGUCCUCCGAUUCGCCAUCACCAGCCAUAUUGGGUCCCUUCAUGAUUCUUCCCAAGAGCAAAUACAAGUUAACCCCUGCUUCGAUGGAACGCACAUGUGCGACACACGUGCCCAGUGCCAACCCGGGGCAGGGCUGAAUUACACAUGUGUGUGCGCGUCGGGGUACCAAGGAGAUGGCACAGAUUGCACAGAUGUUGAUGAAUGUGACGUGAGACUUGCCAACUGUGGGCAAAACACUCAGUGUCUGAACUUACCUGGGAGCUACAGGUGUGAGUGUCUGCCGGGCCACACGUUCUCCGCUGACGGGCAGUCCUGCAUAUUGGCGGGUUCGUACGGGAACCCUUGCGAGGACGGCACCCACACCUGUAACAGUGCUACGUCUCAGUGUGUUCCGCGCGGUGACGGAGUCUUUACGUGUGAAUGUUUCCCUGGUUACGUGAGGAGCGGGCAGUCUUGUAUCGAUGUGGAUGAAUGUACAGAGCGCAGGUGUCACCCAGAUGCUGAAUGCACUAACGUUCCCGGUUCCUUCGCCUGCCAGUGUCGCCAUGGUUACACGGGCGACGGCUUCCAAUGCACACAGGCCCCAGAUUACAGGCCCCGGCCCACGUCUUGUCUGGAGAAGCGGCGUGCUCUCCUUGGAGACGCUCCACCUAGAGGUCCUCGUCCGUUUGUACCGGAGUGUGACUCUGAAGGGAAUUACGUUCCCCUGCAAUGUUAUGGCAGCACAGGAUAUUGUUGGUGCGUUAACAAAGAUGGAGAAGAGAUUGAAGGUACAAAAACGGCACCUGGCCAAGGUCCCCCUCAGUGCGGAGCUCCAGAUGAUCAAUCACCGAGUACCUCAUGCUUAGAGAAAAGGCAGGCUCUUCUCGGAGGGUCUCAACCAAGAGGUGCUCGACCGAUCGGAGGUUUUAUACCAGAGUGCGAUGAGGAGGGUAAUUACAUACCACGGCAGUGUCAUGGAGGCACAGGUCACUGCUGGUGUGUUGACCAAAAUGGUGUGGAGAUUGCCGGGACAAGAAGACCGCAUGGCAGUGGCACCCCCCAGUGUAGUAUUCCAGAGCCCACCCAGAGACCUCAGACCAUGUGUGAGAGAUGGAAGCAGAGCCUCUUGGAUCACUAUGGUGGAACCCCCUCUGCGGAGCAUUACAUUCCUCAGUGCGACGCCUACGGAGACUUCACCCCCCUGCAGUGUCACGGGAACAGCGGAUACUGCUGGUGCGUGGACAAAGAUGGCAGAGAGCUUGAGGGAUCUAGGACGCAGCCCGGAAUGACGCCAGCCUGUUUGCCAAGUGUAGCUCCGCCCACUGUGCGGCCCACCCCUCGGCCUGAUGUGACCCCUCCAGCAUCUGGCACCUACCUGCUCUACGCACAGGGACAGCAGAUCGGAUACUUACCGCUUGAUGGCACAAAACUUCGCAAAGACAAAGCCAGGACGCUGCUGUCAUUGCAUGGUUCAAUCGUAGUCGGCAUAGAUUAUGACUGUCAGGAGAAGAAGCUGUACUGGACAGAUGUUGCUGGGCGUACCAUCAGCCGGGCUGGACUGGAGCCUGGCGCUGAGCCGGAAGUGAUCAUCAGUACCGAUCUGAUAAGCCCCGAGGGACUGGCUAUCGACUUCCUGCGCAGAACCAUGUUCUGGACGGACAGCGGAACGGAUAAAAUAGAGAGCUCCCGCCUGGACGGCUCGGACAGGAAAACGUUGUUUGACACAAACCUAGUCAAUCCUCGUGCCAUCACUAUAGACGCCGUGCGAGGGAACCUGUACUGGACAGACUGGAACAGAGAGGCACCCAAAAUUGAAACCUCUUUUGUAGACGGCUCAAACAGGAGGAUUCUAGUGAACGAUAACAUCGGAUUACCCAAUGGGCUGACGUUUGAUCCCUUCUCCAAACAGAUUUGUUGGGCAGAUGCAGGAACCAAGAAACUAGAGUGCAUUCUGUCCAGCGGAAGCGGCCGGCGCGUGGUACAGAGUAAUCUCAAUUAUCCCUUCAGUGUUGUGGCAUACGCCAAUCAUUUCUAUCAUACGGACUGGAGGAGAGACGGCGUUAUAGCUGUGAAUAAGGAGAGCGGUGAGAUUGCAGAGGAAUACCUCCCUGAGCAGCGGUCACAUCUAUAUGGAAUAACUGCAGUUUAUCCUUAUUGUCCUUCUGGAAGGAAGUGAUGUCACAAAAAAGACCAAAAAAAAAAAAAAAGGCUUUAGAGGAAUCUCCUCCCUUCUCCUCCUGACUCCGUUACAAAGAUCAUGAAGCUGAAGGAAGGACUCGAUACUACUUUAUAAAUCGCAAUGACAACUGAACAAAAUUUCCUUAUAAAAAGUGUAAAGUUUUUUUUACCUCAAUUUUACUACUGUAUUUUUUAAAAUAAAUGUUUUUACUUGUAAAGAUUAAGAUGCGUCCGUUAACCUUUCGCUACAGAGAGAAUUAAAGGCAUUGUUUAAAAAUAAAAAAAGUAAUUCUCUCUGGCCAAAGGUUAAUUUUCAAUCCGUGUUGCGUUUACUUAACUUGAUUUUAAUGGUGCAGAGAUUUUUUUUAUAUCUUUAAUAUGUAGUUUUCAAUUUAUAUUAAAAACAAGAGGUCUACUGUGAAAUAGUAAACUGUAUAUGGGCCAUGUUCUUCUACCUAUGCCAAAAACCAAGCUAUAAGCAAUAAACUGUAUACAUUCACAUUGCAGAAGUCUGUCGGCCAUGGAACACUUCACAGUUAAUUCAAUAAAACUUUUUUUUAUUUUAAA
Pseudophryne corroboree (corroboree frog) is the source of this 5093-nucleotide messenger RNA. It is a transcript of the gene NID2, whose product is annotated as nidogen 2. Gene Ontology annotation, molecular function: calcium ion binding. The coding region runs from base 16 to 4524 and encodes 1502 amino acids. The transcript is spliced from 22 exons. Lineage: Eukaryota; Metazoa; Chordata; Amphibia; Anura; Myobatrachidae. Gene Ontology annotation, biological process: cell-matrix adhesion. The record is from RefSeq and is a predicted model, not a curated record.